AUGCAGUUAAAGAAAGAUCUCCUUGUAUUUGCUACUCUUUUUUACCAUUUUUCCAUGGUUUAUGGCUGCGAUGAAACAGAAAGAGCAGCUCUAAUGAGCUUCAAAUCGUUGCUGACUGAUCCAUCCAAUCGGUUAUCUUCAUGGCAGGGCGAAAAUUGUUGCAACUGGAAAGGAAUCAAAUGCUCGAGUUCAGGUCGUGUUAUAGUUGUCAAUCUCCGGAAUCCUAAUCCGGAUAAUGUCUUGAUCAAUGUCAAUAAGGAAGUUUUUUCAUAUUCUAAAAACACGUCCGAUUUUGUCCUUAAAGGUACCAUAUCUCCAUUGCUCUUCACUCUUAACCAUAUGCAACAUCUCGACCUGAGUUUCAACAACUUCAUGUUCUCAAAGUUACCUACUGAGGUAUCAAACUUAACAAAAUUGACUUAUCUGAAUUUGUCAAAUGCCAUGUUUCAAGAUUCCAUCACCACUCAAUUCUCGAACCUUACAUCUCUAAGGUCUCUUGAUCUUUCAUGCGCUAAUAUAGUGGCUGAUCUGUCUUCUAUUUCUAUUAGCUUGACAUUACCACUAGAUUUAGAUUUUGGCUCAAUGAUUUCUUUUAUCAGAUAUGGUGAAUUGUCCAGUCCAAAUCUAAGGUGGUUAGAAGGAAUCAGAGGUCUCAGAUAUUUAGUAUUGACUGGCGUUGAUCUAUCAAAGGCAUCCGAAUCAUUUCAUUGGGCUAAACCAAUAUCAAGUCUUUCGAAUCUCAUGUCACUUCAAUUGUCCAAAUGCAAAAUUUCAGGAAGAAUUCCGAUAGGGCAAUUACUUAACCUUACUAAUCUUUCUACUCUAAAAAUGAGGUCCAACGUUCUAACAUCCUCAAUACCUGAGCUACUAUCGAACCUCACAACCCUCUCGGUUCUUGAUUUUAGUGCCAAUUAUCUAGAUGGUCAUAUCCCUUACUUUCCUCAACUCAAAGGACUUUCUGUUAAUAGCAAUCCUGAUAUGACCAUAGAUCUUGUUUCAAUGUUUUCAGUUCCAUGGUCAAAGUUGACUUUUCUUGACAUAAGCUUCGCUCGGGUAGGUGGAGUGAUUCCUCCUUCUUUAAGCAACUCAACUUCAUUAACCUUUUUCCAAGCUGAUGGAUGCUCGAUACAAGGGUCUAUACCCUCUUCAGUUACAAAACUUAAGAAAUUAAGUUUCCUGAUGCUCAACGACAAUUAUAUCACAGGCCAACUUCCUGUAAACAUGUCCAGUUUAAUAAGCCUUCAACACUUAUCUCUGUUACAGAAUAGUUUACAAGGAAGAAUAACCUGA
This is a messenger RNA of Lycium barbarum (goji berry), 1290 nucleotides long. RefSeq names its product putative receptor-like protein kinase At3g47110. Gene Ontology annotation, molecular function: protein binding. Bases 1 to 1290 code for a protein of 429 amino acids. The transcript is spliced from 2 exons. Lineage: Eukaryota; Viridiplantae; Streptophyta; Magnoliopsida; Solanales; Solanaceae. The record is from RefSeq and is a predicted model, not a curated record.